CGACCGAACCCUUCCUCCUCAAAAAAAACCCCUCACGCGGCCAAUUCUUCUCGCGCCGAAUCCUCUUCCCCGAGCCCUCUCCCUCUCACGAACUCUUCUCCCCAAAACCCGUCGAUCACAACCUCCGGCGAGUUCGCGUUCCCGUGCCCUAAGCCCGACGCUGCCGCCAUCCCUCUCCCUCCCGUGACCUUGUUGUGCCACCCAUCGCCGCCGCGCGCGAUCAACAGCCGCGGCCGCCUCUCGUGCCGAUUCCUUCCCCCGCCGAGCUCUCCCUCACGCGAUCCAGACAGCCAGCGAUCACAGCAACUGGCGUCUUCCUUCCCUCGCUCGAGCACCACCACAGUAGCCGCCGGCCUUCUCCCUUCACGCUAUGCCCUAAUGGAUCCGGAUGUUGAUUGAAGACGGUUGACACGAUCUACAUAUAAAGAUGCGGUGAAUGGGUUUCAUCAGCUUCCUUUCUUGGAACCUUUGGCAAUAACAUCGAUCACAUGAAAAAGGCACAAGAUAUGGGUCGUUCUGAACCAUGCAUCUUGUUUGCUCAAUCAUUCGUUCAUUCUCAACUCGAUGAAUAUGUUGAUGAGGUCAUUUUUGCAGAACCUGUUGUCAUUACUGCUUGUGAGUUUGUUGAGCAGAAUGCAUCCCCUUCUGCACCAAAUGUAUCUCUUAUUGGGGCCACUUCACCCCCUUCCUUUGCACUAGAGAUUUUUGUUCAUUGUGAAGGUGAAUCGAGAUUUAGGCGCCUUUGCCAGCCUUUUCUUUAUUCACACUCUUCAUCCAAUGUUUUGGAAGUUGAGGCCAUAGUUACAAAUCAUUUGGUUGUCAGGGGAAGUUACCGAAGUCUUACUCUUAUUGUUUAUGGAAAUACUGCUGAAGAUCUUGGACAAUUUAAUAUUGGAUUUGAUAUGGACAAUUCACUUGCAAAUGUUGUUUGUUCCCCAUCAGAAGGAAAACUUGAAGAUCUUCCACCAGCAUUGCAUUCAAACAAGUUGUUGUUUGUAGAGCCCACUGCGUCCUUAAAAUUCAUGAGUUUACCUUUUACUAAAUUCAAAGUUUCUCCUCAUUUGAAGCAGUUUUUGCUGUUAGCUGUCAAGCUUAGUGAAGUUCCCGAUGUGGAAAAUCAGCUUUCUGAGAUUGUAGGUAAUGUUGUAUCAGCUGUCCUGUCCUGUGUUAGGAACAUGAGUAGCACCAGCACCUUUUACUGGGACCAAAAUAUGGAAUUAGGAAUCACUGACUACAAGAGAGAUUCAGAGAAAUUAAAUGAUGCUGUUCCUCAGGCUAGUAAAGAACUUCUUGAGCUUGGUAGAUUCAAGGGUGUAUUUACAGACAAUUGGUCACCAGAUGAUAUAGCUGGUUCGGAGACAGCUGAAGCACUUAUCUCUGAUUUGCUAAUUGGCAUGUUUAACAAAUUUGACACCUUUAAGAGCACUUUAAAUGCUGAGUUGCAAUUAGUCUCUCAGAACAAACAAAUGAUUCUACUAUUGGGAUUGGCUCUUCUCUUUUGCUGUUGGAGAAAGGGAUGCUUUCAUUUUGUAAAUAGCGGUGGCAUGGAAACAAUUGUUCAUUUAUUAGACUGCAAGAUGCAAAAUUCUCCGGCCGUCGUAUUAAUGUUGCUAGGUGUUGUUGAAUGUGCUACUCGGCAUGGCAUAGGAUGCGAAGGAUUUUUAGGCUGGUGGCCGCGUGGAAAUGAGAGUUACCCAGAUGGUAACAGCAAUGGUUAUUCAAUUUUGCUAAGGCUAUUGUUGGGGAAGCAACGGCAUGAUGUUGCUUCUCUUGCAUCAUAUAUAUUGCACCGUUUGCGGGUCUAUGAAGUUGCAGCCAGAUAUGAGUCUGUAGUAUUGUCUCUAUUGGAUAAUCCAUCUCGUGAUCAUGUGAUGGUGGCUGAGGGGAUUGAAUUACUUGUCGCUGCCAGUUCUCAUCUUAAGCAAAUCGCGAAAUUGAUAAACCUAUAUGAGCCUAUUGAAGAUCCAUCACCUGCCACCUUUGCACAAAAAUUAUCUAUUUUGGGGCUACCAGAAGGCUUCUUGUCGUACAAAGCUACUAUUGACGGCAUAACAACUUCUAAAUAUACUUUUGCAAGAUGGGAUGUUGACUUGUGCUUGCUAUCACUUCUUGAGGAAAGGGGUUUCUUCCCACUCUCAGCAGCCCUCUUAUCAUCUCCUGUUUUGCGCUCAUCAAAUGACAAGCAAGCAGAUGUUUUUAUGGAGAUUACAACUUCAGUUGAAUAUGCUCUUCUUAAUUUUCUCUUUCAUCGUUCAGGUCUUUGCUUCUUACUUGCUCAUCGUGAAGCAACUGAACUUUUGGUUCUUUCUCUUCAAGAUGUUGAAGAGACAACAAAAAAAGAGUGCAUGACUCUUAGACAGGCAGCAGUUUUUCUAUCAAAGGGAUUCAUUUGUCAUCCACAGGAAGUUGCCAUGAUCACUGAGCUUCAUCUCAAAGUGGGAAUUGCUAUUGAUCUGUUGCUUGCAACAGAUCCACAUUCUGAUGAACUUCUGUGGAUUCUAUGGGAGCUUUGUGCCAUUUCCAGGUCUGACUCUGGUCGGCAAGCGUUGUUAGUUCUGUGUCACUUUCCUGAGGUGGUAUCAGUUUUGUUGGACACACUGCGAUCAUACACAGAAUUAGAGCCAACUGUUAAAAGAAAUGAAACUUCCCCUUUGAGUCUAGCCAUCUUCCAUUCAGCUGCAGAAAUAUUUGAAAUCAUCGUGACAGACUCUUCUGCAUCAUCCCUCAGUUCUUGGAUUGGACAUGCUGUGGAACUUCAUAAGGCUUUACACUUUUCUUCUCAUGGGACCAACAGAAAAGAUGCACCCACAAGGUUGCUAGAGUGGAUAGAUGCUGGUGUUGUUUAUCAUAAAAAUGGGGCUAUUGGCCUUCUACGAUAUGCUGCUGUUUUGGCUUCUGGUGGAGAUGCUCAUCUUAGUUCGUCUAGUAUACUAGUAUCUGACACAAUUGAUGUCGAAAAUGUUAUUGGUGACUUGACAAACAACUCAGAUGCUCAGAUUGUUGAUAAUCUUCUUGGGAAACUUGUCUCGGAUAAGUACUUUGAUGGAGUUACCCUGUGUAAUAGUUCUAUAGUUCAACUGACAACAACUUUUCGAAUACUGGCAUUUAUAUCAGAUGAUCCAGUUGUAGCAGCUUCUCUUUUUGAAGAAGGAGCAGUGACUCUUGUAUAUGUGGUGCUAGUCAAUUGCAAAUCAAUGGUUGAACGAUUGUCAAAUAGUUAUGGUGAGGUCUUUAAUGUUUUUAUAAUAUUGGACUCCUUUGUUGUUAGCGCAGUUUCCUCCAUUCUAAUUAUCCAAAGGAAAGGUCCACCAAUUCUUUGAAUGAAUAGUUUAUCUUUUGGUGCGUCUUUUUUGCUCUUGACAACCCAAUUUUUGCUUAAGCAAGUGGUGCUUUGGUUAAGCAUAAUGGGCUUGUCUAUUGCAAAUGGAUAACAUUUAACUAAGUUGCUUUGGCAUAAAGGCCACCUAUAGUGCAUGAGAUUCAUUUUGUUAUUAAUAGGUCAUCAUGCUAGCGAUUUGUUUGCUUAGCAAAGAGCACGGUUUAAAAAACCACUGUGUUGGUCAAUAUGGGUGGAACAUUUGUGCCAUUGAUCAACCAGAACACAGAAGUGAUUGAGUCAUUGGAAUUUUGCUUUAUAGUCUUUGCAUGAUUCUGCUUGUCUAGAACACACUGAAGUGGCCUUCUCCCAUUGAUGAAGUGAACUUCCUCCAAUGAUGAAGUGCCAAAGAAUCAAGGCGGGCAGCUUCUUCCUCUUGUGACAAUGACAUGAGUCUUCUUUUGAGUUGAGGUGGUUUUCUUCUUCCUCCAGCAAUGGAGCAACAGACGCUUAAGCUUUGGUGAUGUUGGUUGAGAUAUUUUCUCCAGCAGUGAAAUGAUCAGCAUUGUAGAUCUGUACCAUGGUUUGCCAUUGUUUGACCCUAGACUAUAUUUGUCCAGUCAAUGAUUUAAACUGAUGGUAUCUUGAUGUAAAUCGUUGAUUAAUAUAUAUGUUUCAUUCAUUUCAUAUUGUCGAUUAAACAAGAUAUACAUUGAAGAACCUCUUCCAGGAAGCUUUUAUAUUUUCUGUUGAGUUACAAAUAGGGUAUGGAGCCAUGAGGUUCUAAAAGAUUCUCAGCUUUGUUUUGGUUCUAUACAAAACUGGAUGUUUUUGGAUUUAUUAGGAACUAUUAAAUGAAUCAUAGCUUCCUAUUUGACCUGGUAAACUCAACAGCAGAACAUUUUGAAAUUAGUACUGGGCAUAAACUUUGCAAGAAAGUGAAACAAGGUUCACUAGGUAGUUUAACAAA
This is a messenger RNA of Zingiber officinale, 4286 nucleotides long. Its product is annotated as protein virilizer homolog. The record is from RefSeq and is a predicted model, not a curated record. NCBI's taxonomy places the organism in Eukaryota, Viridiplantae, Streptophyta, Magnoliopsida, Zingiberales, Zingiberaceae. Gene Ontology annotation, cellular component: RNA N6-methyladenosine methyltransferase complex. Bases 489 to 3320 code for a protein of 943 amino acids. Gene Ontology annotation, molecular function: RNA binding. The transcript has 17 exons.